This is a messenger RNA of Pristis pectinata (smalltooth sawfish), 4166 nucleotides long. It is a transcript of the gene rab33ba, whose product is annotated as RAB33B, member RAS oncogene family a. Gene Ontology annotation, molecular function: GTPase activity; GTP binding. The coding region runs from base 448 to 1158 and encodes 236 amino acids. Gene Ontology annotation, cellular component: Golgi apparatus; endosome. The transcript has 2 exons. The record is from RefSeq and is a predicted model, not a curated record. Gene Ontology annotation, biological process: Rab protein signal transduction. Lineage: Eukaryota; Metazoa; Chordata; Chondrichthyes; Rhinopristiformes; Pristidae.
GGGCGCUCUCGCGAUACUCUCUUUGUACUUCAGUUGUGUUUUUUCCUUCCUCCUUCUAUUCAGCAGGUCAGGGCGUGGGUAACGUGUAUGCGAGAGAGAAAGAGAAGUGGAUCGAGCAGCGGGCCGGCGCGACGUGGCUGAAGUGUAGCGAGCGGUUGGAACGUUGGGCCGGCCGGCGCGAGCUCCAGGGCUGAGGCUCGAGCUGAAGUAUAGCGAGCGGUUGGAACGUUGAGCUGGCCGGGGCUGAGGUGCAAGCGAGAGGUUGGAACGUUGGGUCGGCCGGAGCUGAGGUGCAAGCGAGAGGUCGGGACGUUGAGCCGGCCGGCGCGAGCGCCAGGGCUGAGGCUCGGGCUGAAGUGUAGCGAGCGGCAGGAUAGGGCGCCGCUCAUUUCGCAGUUUAUUGAGACUCUGCACCACCCACGCCCACCCUCCCCUGUUCGCGGAGUUAUGUCCUUCAGGGGAGGAGAGGCGGCGGCGUCGGCGUCAGACUCGGUCUCAGCGGCGCACGGCGCUCCCCCCGCCGGCUCGCAGUUGCUGACCGCGCCGCCGCGUUCCAGGAUCUACAAGAUCAUCGUCAUUGGAGACUCGGGCGUGGGCAAGACUUGCCUGACCUACCGCUUCUGCGCUGGCAAGUUCCCCGACAAGACUGAAGCCACCAUCGGGGUGGAUUUCCGAGAGAAGACAGUGGAGAUAGAUGGAGAAAAAAUUAAGAUUCAGCUCUGGGACACAGCUGGUCAGGAGCGUUUUCGGAAGAGCAUGGUGCAGCACUACUACAGGAAUGUCCACGCUGUUGUCUUUGUGUACGACAUGACCAACCCCGUUAGUUUCCAGAGCCUCCCAGCCUGGAUUGAAGAAUGCAAACAGCACUCGCUUGGUGGAGAAGUUCCACGUAUCCUAGUGGGGAAUAAGUGCGACCUGAAAGACUCCACUAAAGUUAAAACUGACCUAGCUCAGAAGUUUGCUGAUACUCAAAGCAUGCCACUGUUUGAGACCUCUGCUAAGAAUCCAAACGAUAAUGAUCAUGUGGAAGCCAUUUUCAUGACUUUGGCUCAUAAACUGAAGAACCACAAGCCCAUGAUGCUGAGCCAGCUUCAAGUAGAUCAGUCCAAAGUUGAGCUGGAAUCUGAACCAAAGCCUGGUGUGGAGUGUUACUGUUAAAGGGGAAUAUGAUUUCCAUUUGAAGGAAGAUGAAAAGUGCUUUGCUGCUUAAGUAUUGUUUAAAGUGUAGAAAUGGCUGCAAUAAAACAUCUGAUUGAACCUGACAGAUCUUGUCACCAUCCAUGAGAGGAAAUACAGUUGAACAAUAAUUGGGAUUCAUCCUGCCAAGUACUGACUGAAAAUGAAGCCAAUGGACAGUCCAUAAGUGUACAUUUUCUGGUAUUAGUUGUCAGUUAUUAAUUUGUACUUUGACAUACAAGAGAAGUAUUAAUCUAAUAUACUUCAUUCAGUUAAUGUCAUUUAUACUUCCUCAUCCUCUUCACAGCUUUUCCUUAACCUUUUCUAUUCUGUCUGAAAAUUAAGUAUUUUAGUAUUGGAGACCCCUCAGUUGUUUAGUUGGUUGACAGCAAACAGCUGAGUGUUUCAGAGCAGGAAGAUCUCCACUUAGUAUCUGCUGACCAGGGCAGCAAUGGGUCAUUAUUAUUGACCUUGGCUCUGCAGUCAUAGUGGGGAAACUCUGCACUGUUUGACAGUACUAUGAUGCCUUAUUAAUUAGGCUGAAACUCUGGAUUUUCAUAGGAACAAUGGUGACUUGAUUAAGGUAACUUCAAUGAAAAAAAUGUUGACAGGAAAAGGAGGGAAGAUUUUUAUUUUUGAAGUAUUGGUGCACUAAUGUGGCAUUUGCAUUCGGUUCUGCUAAAUGACAUACAGAAAAGUGUUGCUGAAAUGUAACUUGUAUACAAUACUUUUGUGAUAUAGGGAAAAAAUAUACAAUUUAAUGGAUUUUAUUAAAUUAGACUGGCAAGGCCUACCAAGCUACCUGACUUAAAGACAAUUAAAGCCUUAAUGUUUUGUUAAAUCUUUUGCUUAAGAUGAGAGGACGGGAAAAAGCAGUGUGCAUUUAUUCCUGGCAGUGGACAUGAAAGCUGGCUGUGGCAAAGGGAAUGAUGGACUUCUUUUAUGUCGGUAUUUCUGAUCAAAUAUGGACUUUCACCAAAUCUUCCCUCUUCUUAGAAUGGGGAGAAACACCAUAGAGGCAUCUUCUGUGUUGUGAGAAUGUCAGAAUUUUUCAUCCUGCCUCCUUUUGUUCAUGUUUAUUGUUUAUAUCGUUGCAGCAAAAAUAUAUUUCCUGACUGCACUCUGAACUAUCAAGCAGUUCAUUCAUAAUUGACUAAAAAUGCAUGGAUUAAUGGUAACCACUGAUGAAAGAUGAGGAGAUGCUGAGUUUUAACAUGUAAUCUACAAUUGCUAGAAGAUAAUUGGAUUUCUAAUAUUUCACCAUCGUAGUGAACAAGUUGAAAAUCAUUGUUGUCAUACUUAAUCCAUUAUCAGCAAUAGCUUUAUUAGUUUUAUUACAUUUUGCACUAAAGAAAUCUUAAAAUGAAAAUAUCUUAAAAAUAAAAUGUAUAAACUUCAAUUCUGCUGUUUGUUCCAAUCUUUAAGAUUUGCAUUAUCUGCAGUUUAUUUUAAUUUCAAGUCUUUGUAGAUGUCUAUAUAGAGUUCCAAAAAAAUGUACAAUUAAUUCGCAAAGCCUACCCUACUUCCCUUCCCACUUAAGCUCCUGGCCUCCUUCCUUGUGGCUGAAGUAGUUUUUGUUAAUGAUUUUGAAUCCUUGCAAUGUUCCUGCUUUUCAAAGCCUGUCUUUGCUAGUUACUGUUUUGUGGCUCACUGUGCUUUCAUAUCAGGGGCCCACGAAUGUAUGUUCUCCCAUCUGAACACAAUUUCAAAAGGAAAUAAGUGCUAGCUGGAAAUAAUGUGCUGGCUUACAGAGAGUGGGGGAAUAGGACUGAUUGGAUUGUUUUGGUGUUGGCAUAGACAUGAAUAGCCUGUGUUGCAAUCCUUCUUGCAACUCUGUUUAAACUCCUUAAUCUUCUCCCACCUCGCCUUCAGAAUACUGAAAAGACAACCAAAGUCACAAGUAACACUUACUGUAUCCAUGAUCUGUUAUUACUUAAUCUGUCUCUCUGCAGAGUUUGUUGUUGAUUGUAUUUUCCACCAACACUACCUCCAUUGUUGAACAGGAUGGAUUGCCCUCAUUUGGUUCACCCUCUCUCUCAUUUGAUUGUGCAUUGCCUGUACACCUACAGUUGUCAAUGGAAACUCACUUAGAGCUACCUUUGACUACAUGUUACCCCAUGGAACAUCAUCCAAGCACUUGGGAUCAACACCUAAGCAUAGGCCACUGAACCAGUCUCUGCUUGUUUCAAAGUUGGUAUCCACCUGAUCAAAAGAACCUUUCAAUAUGUUUAGAAUUCUGAUGGCUUCUUAUUUCAUCUCUACUUUUAACAGUUUAGCUCAAUUUCCUUAUAUCCCAGUGCAAAUCCUUCUAGCCCAAUCUACUUGGAAACUCUAUGGGACUUAGACCUAGAGUAUCUGGUAAUUUAUAAAAACUACUGAAUCCCAGAGACUUUUGGAUUACCCUCCUGGUCUGAAGUUCUUUGUCAAAGGUAGAGAGACUCCUAAGGCGGUGAGGAUGCUGUCACUGGAAUGCACUAGCCACAAUGUUCCUCAAUGUUAUAGAUUUCAAAAUACAACAAAAAUCCUAAUGAAGAACAGGAUGACUCAAUAAAUAAAAAGCCACUGAAAACAAGUCCUGCUGGGAAAAAAGGGAAGCCUGACCUAGUCUGAAAAUGCAUGUUAUUUGUGAUUACUGGCAAAACUGCCUAUUAUAUUUGAGCACGUGAAUCACAAAAUUAAGAAUAUCCAGUCUCAACAUCUAGUGCACUAAGAUGUAACUAACUAACUAAAAUGGAUGCAUCUGUUGGAGAAAUGGUGCAAUGGUGGGAAGGUAGCUACGCUAAUUUAAAUAGAUAGAUCCUUUGGUGAACCAUUUUGGAAAAGUGCUCCUCAAUGCGUCAUCUUCUGCAAUGAGUCGACUUCUGCAAGUAUGACAGCUUCAUAGCAAGUUUGGGAGUUUUUGUUUAAACAAUUUUGUGUUGCAACGUAGGCUUGUAAUAAUCCAUGCUGAUACCUCAAACAUUUUGUGGAAUAAAUUCCUAAAAUACAAA